AUGGAUCGCUACAAGAAAUUUUAUGAGGAUUUCAAGCGACCCCAAUUUGCGCCAAUUUACCGCCCAACUGUUGACGAGUUUGCUGAUCCGAUUGCCUAUGUGGCCAAAAUCAAACCGGAAGCCGAGAAAUACGGCGUGGUGAAGAUUGUCCCGCCAAAGAACUUUUUACCCCCAUUUGCGAUCGACGGGGCGAAAUUUGAGUUCACUCCGCGCGUGCAAAAGCUCAACGAGAUCGAGGCCUCCGUGAGGGAACGAGUCUCGUUUUACGACAAAUUCCUCAACUACUGGAAGUUUCAAGGCAUCGAUGUUCGCUCGCCGGUCGUCGACAACAAAUACCUCGACUUGUACCGACUUCAAGAGAUAGUUGCAAGUCUUGGUGGCGCUGAUGAUGUAACAAAAAAUAAACAAUGGCAAACUGUCGCAAAAAGGCUGAAUAUCAAAACGAUACAGGGUGGGAGUAAGGUGAAAGAGCACUUCUUCAAGCUCAUUCAUCCAUAUCUUUCGAAAAUUGAGGAAUCUUCAAUUAAACGAGAAAACGAGUCGGACGGAGAGGAGUACGAGUAUUGCGAUGGAGAGAACGCGCAACAGGGAAUGUCAAUGCAAAGCGGGAAACGACGUAGAGCAGCUGGAAGAAUGAUGGCUGGCGGGUCAAUCAUCAAGAAUAUCGAGAAGAAAAAGAAAAUGCAUGAUCCAAUGGAAAGUGUUUAUUGCACAAAAUGUGGAAAGGGUGACAACGAGAAUAAGUUGUUGCUGUGCGAGACGUGCGAUUGCUCGUUGCAUACGUUUUGUUGUGAACCGCCACUGUCAAAUGUGCCGAAGAAUGAAUGGCAUUGUGCUGAAUGCUCAGCGGAUAAAGUCGCCGUUCUCAACUCGAAUUUCGGUUUCUAUGAUGCGAAUACAAAGUACAAUUUGAUCUCUUUCGCCGAUUUUGCCAACAAGUUCAAGAAGGAUUAUUUCAGGAAACCGUUAGAGGAUGUUUCAUUGGAUGAAGUGGAGAAAGAAUUCUGGAAAAACACUUGGAGUGACAAGAUCGUUUCGGUCAAAUAUGGAGCCGAUUUGAGAGUUGAUCGAGUUGGUAGCGGUUUCCCGCGUCGUUGCGAUAAUCUUGGUGGCGUUGAUCAUCGAGAGAAACAGCAUUAUGCGGCGCAUGCAUGGAAUCUCAACAAUUUGCCCGUUUUAGAUGACUCAGUGCUAUCGCAUAUUGGUAGUGAUAUCCCGGGUAUGAUGAUACCCUGGGUUUACGUGGGAAUGUGCUUUAGCACUUUUUGUUGGCAUACUGAGGAUCACUGGACCUAUUCGAUCAACUACAAUCAUAAGGGUGAUCGAAAAGUGUGGUACGGGAUUAGUGGAGCCGAUGCAGAGAAGUUCGAGAAAGCCGUUCAAUCGAUCUCGCCAGGUCUCUUCUCGAAUCAACGAGAUCUUUUACAUCACAUGACCGUUGCCGUCAAUCCACAACUUCUCGCUUCGAAGGGUGUCUCGGUGUGGACAGUUCAUCAAGGUGCUGGCGAGUUUGUGAUCACUUUCCCCCGUGCCUAUCAUGCCGGCUUCAAUGAAGGCUUCAAUGUGGCCGAAGCGGUCAACUUUGCGCCGAUUGAUUGGCUAAGAGUCGGUCGACAAGCUGUCGGCGCGUAUGCGGACGUGCGUCGAACUUGUGUCUUCUCACACGAAGAAUUGGUGAUCUCAAUGGUGUCUGCGGCUGAGCGACUCUCGAUUUCGAUGUCUGUUGCAGCUUAUGAGGAGUUACAUGCGAUCUGUGACCGUGAGAUCAAAAGGAGACAGCUCGUGGCCUCGUUGGGUGUACGAGAAUCGGUGAAAGAGGAAUUCGAAAAGAUCAGCGACGAGUUGCGUGAAUGCAAAUAUUGCCAUACAACGAUUUUCAUGUCGGCGCUGACUUGCCCACAUGGACGAUUGGUCUGUUUGGAUCACGCGAACAAGCUAUGCCCGACGUGUCCUUAUAAGAAAAUGACGCUGAAAUAUCGUUACGAGUUAAUCGAAUUGGCUCCAUUCCUCAAAAAGCUUCAAGAUCGACACUCGACUUAUACGGCUUGGAGACAACAAGUCACAACUUUGUUUGAGGAUUCGUCGAAGAAACCGACACUCAUCCGUAUAAAUGAGUUGAUCGAACAAGGUCGGAAAGCCCGUUUCCCUUGCGGUGAAACACACAACAAAUUGAUAAACACCCAAAAGACUUGCUUAGAAAUGUUGGAAAGAGUGAGAGGGAUACUAAGUGGAAAAGUUAGAACAAGGACAACGACGAGAAUGCAACGAGCAGACAAUCGUCCCACGCUUGAUGAGGUCAAUGAUUUGAUCGGAAAGAUCAAUGGGUUGUCGGUUGAUUUGCGCAAAUCAAGUCAAGAGCUCGAGAAUCUCGUUGCAAGAGUUUGUGAUUGGAGUGAAAAAGCGGAAGUGAUUUGUGAAAGAGCUGAGGAAAGUGAAGAGGAAGACAUUUUGGAUGAGUUGAGAGAGCUUUUCGAAAUCGGCGAGAAAUUCGACAUCAAGUUGAACAUUUUGGAUCGAAUGGAGCGCUGUGUUCGAUUGUGUGAAUGGAGAAGAAGAGCGCUGAAAGUGUUGAAAUGGGAAGCGAAAGAUAAAAUGGAAGAAGCUGAAGAUUUUAUCUCAAAAGGACGAUGGAAUUCCGCUUCAAUCAUCACUUUAAUCGAUCAGGCAAAAAGCGUCUACAGUCACCGCUUUGAAACACCCGACGGGAUCCAUGUGCGACUGCAUGCCAAGAUGAAGCGAGCACUUGUUCAUACAAAUUCGUGCGAAGACUGGCAGCUUCGUGGUUGUGUGGGAGGGGUGCAACGAUUGCAAGCGCUUUGGGACGAGGUUCGACAAUCCGAUUGGCUCGAUGAAAAGGGAUUGAAUUCGAUGAGGGAAGAGGUGGUGAGAUGUCGAGAGUUGGCUCCUCGUCUAUCACCAAAUCAAGAGAUCUCACUGCAAGAGGCUGAGCAAUUGUUGAUUGAGGCGAAUAAGUCGCUAACGUUGAAAAACUCUCCCGAAGUGCAUCGAUUACGAGAGUCUCGCGAUUCAUUGAUCUCCUUUACUCAACGAUUAUCUCGUCUUUUUCAUCGAACAACCUCAUAUUUCACUUUGUAUGAUAUUUUGGUCGGUAGAGAGGAUUUAGCUCCAUUGUUGGAGGGGCAACCAUGUCCACUAACGAAACGAGAAGAGAAUCGAGCCGCCGCUCAGGAAUGGGAUCAGCUCGAUUGCUUUGAGGACUGUGCCUCAGUGUCGGCGCAUUGCUCGCAGUUGGCCGAAAAGCAGUACGAGUUGAUGCAAGCGUUGAGGAUUCACAACGAGCGCCGCUCGAUCAAGGACUCGUGCUUCUGUGGGAUUGAGAGGGAAAGGGAGACCCCGGUGAUCUCAUGUCUCUUGUGCUAUGCAAGAUUUCAUUCAAGUUGUGUCGAAUGGGAUCCAUUUCUCGAGCAAUUCCCCCCGGGUUCAUUCCUUUGUGUGCGCUGUCUUCGCUCUCGACGUCCAUUCAAAGAGGAUGUCGUCUCGGCAAUCAGCCAAACACCGAUUAGUAAAACUUUUGAGCUGACUCUCGUAGCUGAGGCGUUGAAGCAAUUCACAGUCCGCUCUCGAGCAGUUAUCGAGGUUUUGACUGAUCUUGCGUUAGCCGGAUCGACUCCAAGCGAGGAAUUGAAAGAAAGAUUGGAUGUAGUUUUGGUAGGGGCAUUGGGUUGUGAAAUCGUUGACUCGGAUCUCAUCCCGAAAAUCAGUCUCUUGUUGCAGAAAGUUUAUCGUGAAAAGAUGACUACACAAGUGGAGGAAUGGGAAAAAAUUCGAACUAGACCGGUGAAUGGGAAUGAUUCGAUCUCAAAUCUCUUUGCACCGGCGACAAAGAGGAAAAGAGCCUCUAAACGAAGCCUCGGCCUUGGCUUGUCAAGUGGGAAAAAGAAGAAAGGCGAACGUCCAUCGAAUAUGUUUCAUGAUGAUGACGAGAAAUGUGAAGCUGAUAAAUGUUUACGACCAUCAUCUGAUCAUUUGUUAUGGGUUCAAUGCGAGGCUGGUUGUUCUCGUUGGUAUCACUAUGUUUGUGUUGGACUCACCAAGCUCAAAGCAACAAAAAUCGGCACCUACGCCUGCUAUCGUUGCAAUUCGGCUAUCGAAUGU
Molecule: messenger RNA, 4116 nt
Organism: Mesorhabditis belari
Lineage: Eukaryota; Metazoa; Nematoda; Chromadorea; Rhabditida; Rhabditidae
Source: the annotation of a GenBank genome assembly